AUGGCUAGAAAGCAGCAAGAUUGGACAACUCCAACAGAAAGUGGACCUAAAUUGAGGCUCUACAACAGUUUAACUAGAAAGAAAGAAGUUUUCAUACCUCAGGAUGGAAAUAUUGUGAAAUGGUAUUCUUGCGGACCGACUGUGUACGAUGCCAGUCAUAUGGGACAUGCUCGCUCAUACAUCAGCUUUGACAUUUUGCGACGUGUCUUGUCGGAUUACUUUGGUUAUCAAAUUCACUUUGUCAUGAACAUCACUGACAUCGAUGAUAAGAUAAUUAAACGAGCUCGACAGAACUAUUUGUUUGAUGAGUAUUUGAAGAAAAAUGUUUCGCUUGAACAAUUCGUAGAAGAUGUCAAUAUUUCGAUGAAAGCUUUUAAAGAGAAAACUGCUGACAACAAAGAUCCCGACAAGCAGAUUAUGAUCAACAAAAUUAUUAGCAACGUGACACAAGCUGCUGAUGGUCUUACGAAAGCAAUUGAAUCAUCAAAUGAAGGAGAAAUUAGUACAAAUCGUUUACAACUUCAAGAUGAAGCGAAAUCUCCAAUUUCCGAUUGGCUUGACGUUCAAUUUGGAGCCACAGUCAGAGAUAAAAAGAUUUUUGAAAAUCUCACAAGAUUCUGGGAAAAUGAAUACAAUAAUGAUAUGACAGCUCUCAAUGUUCUUCCUCCGAAUGUUCUAACGAGAGUAACCGAAUAUGUGCCCGAAAUCAUCACAUUCAUUGAAAAGAUCAUCGCCAAUGGUUAUGCUUAUGUGUCGAAUGGUUCAGUUUAUUUCGAUGUAGCAAAAUUCGAUUCAAUUAAAUAUCAUCAUUAUGCGAAACUGGUUCCUGAGGCUUUCGGCGACACGGCUCAAUUGCAAGAAGGCGAAGGUGAUUUGUCAGGUGAUAAAGGAACAGAAAAGCGAUCACCAAAUGAUUUUGCUUUGUGGAAAAACAGCAAAGACGGUGAACCAGCUUGGAAUAGUCCUUGGGGUGAAGGAAGGCCAGGUUGGCAUAUCGAAUGUUCGGCAAUGGCUGCUGAAAUCUUCAAAAGUGAUCUUGAUAUUCACACUGGUGGUGUUGAUUUAAAAUUUCCCCAUCAUGACAAUGAAAUUGCACAAAGUGAAGCUCAUUACGACACCAGCGGUUGGGUGAAAUAUUUCCUUCACACUGGACAUCUCACAAUUUCCGGUUGCAAAAUGUCAAAAUCAUUGAAGAACUUCAUAACGAUCAAAGAAGCUUUGAAGCAACAUACAGCAACACAAAUAAGGUUUGCCUUUCUCUUGCAUUCAUGGAAGGAUACGCUUGAUUAUAGUGCAAACACCAUGGAAAUUGCAAUUCGAUUCGAAAAGUUUCUUAAUGAAUUCUUUUUAAAUGUCAAAGAUUUGGUGAGACAAAAGAAAAGCGAUGAAAUGACGAAGUUCAAUGAGAAAGAUUUGGUGCUUAAUGUGAAGUUUUUGGAAGCUAGGAAAGGAGUUUAUAGCGCAUUAUGCGACAAUAUUGAUACGAAAUCAGCACUUGAUGCAAUUCGAGAACUGAUUGGUCAUUCAAAUGUUUACAUGCGUGACAAUCAAAGCUUUGUUAACACGCAACUCCUGGAAGAGAUUGCAGUUUACAUCACUGAGCUUUUAGACAUUUUUGGUGCUAUUCAAACACCAAAGAAGUCGAUUGGAUUUCCAGCAAUUUCUGGAAGUGACAAUGGUGGAAACAAAGAAGAAAUUCUCAUGCCAUAUCUGUCAGCACUUGCCGAUUUUAGAGCUGCUGUUAGAGAUCAUGCAAGAGAAGUUAAAGCAACUUCUAUUCUUCAACUUUGCGAUGAGUUACGUGAUGAUAUUUUACCGAAUUUAAGUGUAAGAUUGGAAGACAAAGAGGGAACGUCAGCGAUUAAGUUGGUUGAUCGAGAAAUUUUGAUGAGGGAACGGGAAGAAAAAAAGAAACGAGAAGAGCAAAAGAAAGCUGAACAACUUGCGAAGCUUGAACUUCAACGUCAAAAGGAGAAAGAGAAACAAGAACAGAUGCGAAUCAAUCCGAUUGAUAUGUUUAAGAAUCAAAACGAUAAAUAUUCAGCAUUUGAUGACACUGGACUUCCAACUCAUGAUAAUGAAGGAAAAGAAAUCAGCAAAGGUCAACAAAAGAAACUCAAGAAACUUCAACAACAGCAGGAAGUUAAAUACGCGGAAUAUCUUAAAACUCUCAGUAAUUAA
Messenger RNA from Clunio marinus, 2181 nucleotides. NCBI's taxonomy places the organism in Eukaryota, Metazoa, Arthropoda, Insecta, Diptera, Chironomidae. The record is from the annotation of a GenBank genome assembly.